UUUAUUUUACUCAUAUCGUUGAACACUUAACUACCCACACUUCACAUAAUUUAAUCAAACAUUAACCUUCUACUCUACUUCGAACAAGCAAACACGACCUUAUUCAGUCCGAAAUCUCCCAGGACUAUUUCCGUACUCGAUGGCCCGUUUUUGUUGAAUGUCAGUCAUCGUAGAGCCUUGCUCAACACUCAACAGUCUUUAAACUGUAACGGUGAAAGGCAGCUUGCGGUGGGGGCACACUGGCUCUUGCCAGUCUGCCGCGGACGUUCAACACCACACGACACCCAAGCUUUGACCACCAGAGUCAACGGCCGAUGGCAAACUUUUACUUUCGCGCACUUUUUUGAAUAUCCAUGUGUAGUGGGUGAUGUGAUGAAUCUAAACGAGUGAUUACAUGUGCUAGUUGAGGACAAUUACAAUAUGUUACUGUGUAUUUCACUUAUUGUUUGGAUGGCUGCUCAAGCGCCGGCUACGGCUCAAGUAGAGCGUCGUUGUGGCCACCCCGCAGUCCCGCCGAACGCUCGUGUGUCCUUGCCGACCCAAGACAUCGUCCCAGGGACAGUAGCCAAGUACGAGUGUGAUGAUGGAUAUGAGCUUUUCGGAGCCCACCAGAGAGAAUGCACGCUGAGAGGCGAGUGGACUACAGAGCCACCAUUUUGUGGCACGAACGUGGCCUUUCGAAAACCAGCGAACCAAUCCACCACCGUACGAGGUGGAGGUGCAGGCAACGGUAACGAUGGUGAGAAGACAACUGAACACGAUGGCAAGAGGUGUACAGAAACACAACGAGAAGCUUCACCUUGGUGGCAAGUGGAUCUGCUCAGGCAUUACGCAGUCAAAGUAGUCAGAGUCACGACUAGAGGAUGUUGUGGGCAUCAACCACUUCAAGAUCUGGAGAUUCGGGUGGGUAACAGUAGCUCAGACCUGCAACGAAACCCACUGUGUGCCUGGUUUCCCGGCACAAUCGAUGAAGGAGUGACGAAAACAUUUACAUGCGCCAGGCCGUUAAUAGGGCAGCACGUGUUCCUGCAGCUGGUCGGCGUGGAGGGCUCACUGUCACUCUGCGAAGUUGAGGUUUUCACCACUGAAGAAUUCUCAAACGACCGUUGCGCGCCCACCAGUGCACCAGCCGACAUCGAACUAGCAGCUUUCUCCAGAAAUUGUUAUGAAUUCAACGUAGCCAAGGGAGGCUCUUUCGAGGAUGCUCGCAAACAGUGUCAGUCCCACGGGGGUGAUUUAAUUCACGGUUUUCAGGGUGCCACGUCAAGUUUUCUGAUACAAGAACUAGAGAGGCGUAAAGCACAAUUGAAGACACAACUGGUGUGGAUUGGAGCGCAGAAAGAACCAGGCAUUACUUCCAGGACUUGGAAAUGGGUUAAUGGCGACGUGGUCUCCAAACCAACCUGGGGCAAGGACCAACCAAACAAUUACAACGGCGAACAAAACUGCGUAGUGCUGGACGGUGGAAGGGCGUGGCUGUGGAAUGACGUUGGCUGCAAACUGGACUAUCUCCACUGGAUCUGCCAGUACCUGCCCUCGUCUUGCGGGAGUCCAGAUAAACUUCUAAACACUACCAUCGAGGGUACAAAUUACCACGUGGGUUCUUCAAUACAGUACAAGUGUCCUGAGGGUCAUAUGUUGUUGGGAGAUGAGUCGAGGGAGUGCAAAUCUGAUGGAUUUUGGUCGGGGUCAGCACCCAGCUGUAAAUAUGUAAACUGUGGUAGCAUAACUCCGAUACAAGAUGGCGAUCUCACCUUAGUGAAUAGUCGAACGACACACGGCGCCAAAGCUCUGUACACGUGCAGAGAAAAUUAUACGUUAGUUGGAGAACCGGAGAGAGUAUGUGGCAACGAAGGUUUAUGGACUGGGGAGCCGCCAAAAUGUUUGUUCGACUGGUGUCCGGACCCACCACCUGUAGCAGGAGCCGUUGUCGCAGUUGGUGGUCACAAGGCAGGCGAUCUCGCCACUUAUGCGUGUCAAAAUGGAUUCAUACUCUUCGGAUCACCGAGUGUAACGUGCACACUCGGAGGGCUGUGGUCAGGCACACCUCCAUCUUGCAAAUACGUAGACUGCGGGACACCAGCUCAAGUCCACAAGGGGUCCUUCAGGCUUCUAAAUGGUACCACGACUUACGGCUCGGUGGUGCAGUUCAGCUGCGAAACUGAUUACUGGCUAGAUGGCGCUGAAUCCCUCACUUGUAACCGCGACGGAAAAUGGUCACACGACAUACCUUCCUGCGAAUUGAUAUCUUGCCUGGACCCUGAAGUACCAGCUGGUGGUUACAUGGAGGGGUACGACUAUAAUGUCCACUCUACGGUCUACUUCCACUGCGAGAAAGGUCACAAACUGAUAGGUCAUCAGAGGCUGACUUGUCAACAAGAUGGGGAGUGGUCAGGCGACUAUCCACUAUGCGAAUAUGUGGAUUGUGGGAAACUACCUCCAUUACCAUACGGAACGGCGGAGUUAUUGAAUGCAACCACCCAUCUUGGCAGCAUCAUACAGUACUCCUGUACUACCAAUUACCGUCUCGUGGGCCCCGUGAGAAGGGUCUGUACAGAGGACCACCAGUGGAGUGAGAGCUCACCAAGAUGCGAGGAAAUUCGCUGUCCCGAUCCCGUAGUAGCCGAGAACAGCAUUGUGUCGGUCACAGGCAAUGAUAGAAUGCACGGACGCACCCUUAUAAGGACUUCAGUCAGUACCAAUUCCGGCAACACUUAUCGUAUCGGAGCUCUUGUCAAGUACAGAUGCGAGAGAGGCUACAAAGUUGUUGGGGAGAGUCUCUCCACCUGCGAAGAUGGUCAAUGGAGCGGAGUCACGCCUCGAUGUCAAUAUGUGGACUGCGGUAAUCCUGGUCGCCUGGAGAACGGCAAGGUGACGCUGGCUACCAAUGCAACAUACUACGGUGCCACAGCCCUAUAUGAAUGCGAGGAACAUUGGCAGUUGAACGGUGUCUCUAGGCGACUUUGUCAGGAUAAUGGCACGUGGAGUUCUGAAGCGCCAGUCUGUAAUGAAAUCACGUGCGUGGAUCCUUCUAUCCAAAUCAAGGGAAGCACAGGCCUUAUAGUAGUGACAUCAACACUCAGCAUAGGUGGUGAGGCACACUACCGCUGUGAGCGAGGUUACAGCCUGAAAGGAAACCAAACGAGGACUUGCUUGCCUCGCGGACAGUGGAAUGGCGCACCACCUGUAUGCAUUCCUAUCGACUGCAAAUCUCCAGGCCAGAUCGACAAUGGACGCAUAAUAAUAUCAAACAGUUCAACUCUCUUUGGUAGCUCUAUAGAAUAUCACUGUCUACCUCAAUACCAGAGAGUCGGGCCUUUCCUUCGCAAGUGUCUGGAUGAUGGUAGAUGGUCCGGUGAAGAGCCAAGCUGCGAACUGGCUACAAAUGAAGCGGCUGAGAGUGGCACUCUGCCACUGAGCGUCGGGGUCGGAUGUGGAGUGGUUCUGUUCUUACUCUUGUUAUUGGGAAUCAUCUAUUUAAGACUGCGAAAAGCAACACCAGUUAAAAACACUGAAAACAUUGAAGGCGCAGAGCGGAAAGAGGACGCGAAUGCUGCCGUAAUGAGUUAUGCGACGCUUCACGACACAAACGGCCGCCAUAUUUACGACCACGUGACUGACAAUGUAUACGACUCGCCGUAUAGCGAGAGAAUAGCCGACAACGCCGAGUAUGGCCGGAGGAGCGACACGGAUUCCGCCUACGAACCAGAGCCAACAGGGCCGAACGCUGUCGUCACGAUCAACGGCGUUGCUGUCCGUUGAUUACAGUGCAAUUGUUUUGGUGCAGUGAAUAAACAUUGAGUCAUACUGCUUAAGGAAUAACGAGCCUGUUAUUUUUUUUCAUUCUAAGCGUGUACAUAGGUGACCAUACAAUAUGGUGUAUUAGAGACAAUAAAUUAUGUCCUGUGUCAUAAACCUUAUUGAUGUUAUAUUUAGGUUCCUGUGAAUUGAGUCAAUAUUGCAAUUUGCACUCGUUACUAAAUUUGUCACAGCGGUUACCAUUUUGUCUUAAACUCCAAUGUUCAAACUGACAAAUAUGAGUAGUAUUAAGUGUAGAUUUUUUAAUUGGUUAAGUGUUUAAAUUAAGACAUGUCGACGGUAAUGAUGCAUCCCACAUCACAUCACCAACACUUACUAGGUAUUGAACCAAAGAUGUAAAUGAGUUGGAAUUGUACUUUUUAGAUAUGUGUAUUUAAUACUUGAGGUUGCAAUUCUUUGCUUUAAUAAUUACAUUAAAUUAUAUAAUUUUUUUAGUUUCCG
Achroia grisella is the source of this 4260-nucleotide messenger RNA. It is a transcript of the gene fw, whose product is annotated as sushi, von Willebrand factor type A, EGF and pentraxin domain-containing protein 1. The record is from RefSeq and is a predicted model, not a curated record. The transcript is spliced from 18 exons. NCBI's taxonomy places the organism in Eukaryota, Metazoa, Arthropoda, Insecta, Lepidoptera, Pyralidae. The coding region runs from base 421 to 3762 and encodes 1113 amino acids.